AAAAUGCUGGCUUGCAUCAUUUUCCUGAGCUCCUUUUUCGCUGGUGCCAGUCUUCAAGAGACUGAACUCUCAAAGGUGUUAUCCAGCGGAGCUUGUGAGUCGUUGUGUUCCUGUGAGGAGAAGGAUGGAGUCCUACAUAUAAACUGUGAGGAGAGGAACAUCAGCAAAAUAUCCCAGGUCAAAGUACCUCCAGACAUACCUUUCCACCUCAAUCUGUACAAAAAUGAUUUGGUGGAAUUGCUUGCUGAGGAUAUGGAAGCCUUCACAAAUGCUGUCACCUUACAUUUGGGUGGGAACAGCAUACAGGAUCUUGAACCUGGGGUGUUUAGUGCCCUCGGAUCUCUGAAGAAGCUUCACAUCAACAGUAAUUUCCUAGUGAUGUUGAAGGAGGACACGUUUCAUGGCUUGGUGAAUUUGGAGUAUCUUCAAGCCGACACAAACUUCAUCCGAGUGGUGGAGCCUGGAGCCUUCAACAAGCUCAUCCGUCUUAAAGUCCUGAUCCUCAACGACAACUCUAUCGAGUUCCUUCCUAGUAACAUUUUCCGCUUCGUGCCUCUAACCCACUUGGACCUGCGUGGGAACAAGCUUCAGACACUGCCCUAUGUGGGGUUCUUGGAACAUAUUGGUCGCAUCAUGGAGCUCCUCUUGGAGGACAAUGACUGGGUGUGCGAUUGCGAGAUUCUCCACCUGAAAAUCUGGAUGGAGAACAUGCGAGCCCAGUCAUCCAUCAGCGAGGUGGUCUGUAGCAGCCCCCACCAACUCAAGGGCAGCAUAUUGGCCAAAGUAAAACGGGACAUUCUGUGCCCGUCCCCUGACUUCAACCUGGAGGAGCCCUCAAAGCCUUUUGAUAUGGUUGUCACUCCAUCUUCUAAGGUGGCCCAAAUACCGGAGGCCAAAGAUGAUGCAAAGAUCCCGACACCAGCUCAUGUUCCUGGCACAUCAUGUGUUUCACAGUGUUCCUGUCAUAACCAUCCGAGUGCUGGUUUUUUAAUCCACUGUGAAGAUAGAGGGAUCCAAAGAAUCUCUGACCUAGGAAUUCUAGAACAGAGUCCCACUAAGCUUGUGCUAACAGGAAAUAUGAUACAAAGGCUCUUGAAGUAUGACUUUGUAACAUACGACAGUUUAGAGUUGCUCAAUUUGGCCAACAACCAAAUCAGUUACAUAGAUAAUGAAACAUUCCUUAGUUUGAGCAAUUUAAAAAAAUUGUAUCUGAAUGGCAACAGGAUAGAGCAAGUCUCUUCAUCCAUGUUUGUAGGCCUCCACAAUCUUGAAUAUUUGUAUUUGGAAUACAACAUGAUUAAAGACAUUGUCCCUGGCACAUUUAAUCCUCUGCCAAACCUGAGGCUUUUGUUUUUAAACAACAACCAGCUUAGCACUCUCCCUGCUCAGAUAUUUCGGAAUGUUCCACUGAUUAAAUUGAACUUGAGGAAAAACCUCUUUUCACACCUUCCAGUCAGCAAUGUCCUGGACCAGCUUGACUCUCUUCAGCAGAUAUAUUUGGAGGACAACCCUUGGGACUGCAGCUGUGAUUUGGUCAGUCUUAAACAGUGGGUGGAGAAACUUCAGAAGGACACUGUGGUGGGCACCAUCUUGUGUCACACACCCAAGAAGGUGAACAAGGAAGAUCUACGGAACCUCAAACAUGAGAGGCUGUGUCCUGGCCUUGUCACCUAUCAGUCAUUGCCCACAGGUGGGGAUGGGGCCCCCACUACAGUCGUUCCAGAAAGUGGAGAAGGUGGCUUCUUCAGUUCUCUCACGGAUGCCGUGCCACUCUCUGUGUUAAUCCUCAGCUUGCUUAUCCUCUUGCUGACCAUCAUCUUCUGCUCAGCAGGAGUUGUGGUGUUUAUCCUGCAUAGGCGACGGAGGCGAGCGAAGAAGAAGCAGGUGGAGGAGCAGCCCAGAGAGAGUAGCCCCAUCCACCUCCACUAUAGUAUGUAUGGACAGAAGACCACCCAUCACGUGGCAGAGAGGCAUAGUGCUGGCAUGUAUGACGAGCCCACCCACAGCCCCCUCAUCCAGGUCUGUCGAAACCCAAGCUACUGUGCCCAGCACAAAGAAUAUGAGGUGAAUGAGUAUGAUGCCGACAAACCAAAACACGCCCGUCCCAGCAUAUUGGACAAGGAAAACGAUUCACCUCUUACAGGGCCCAACAUAAAGUACAGGACUGUCACAGACUACCCAGCAGAGUUCAUGACCCUGGGGGAUCCGAAUUCACUCUACAAAAACAUCCUUGAUCGGGAAAGAGAACUUCAACAGCUCAGCAUCACUGAGUACCUCAGGAAGAACAUUUCUCAGCUGCAGCCAGCAGUGGAUAUGCAAGUCCCCGGCCACCACAAGGAAGAACUGAAAUUGAUGGAAACACUGAUGUACACCAGGCCAAGGAAGAUCAUGGUGGAGCAAACUAAAAAUGAGUACUUUGAGCUCAAAGCCAACCUACACACAGAGCCUGACUACUUAGAGGUACUAGAGCAUCAGACAGCUUUUAACUGA
Chanos chanos (milkfish) is the source of this 2490-nucleotide messenger RNA. It is a transcript of the gene slitrk6, whose product is annotated as SLIT and NTRK-like family, member 6. Bases 4 to 2490 code for a protein of 828 amino acids. Gene Ontology annotation, molecular function: protein binding. Gene Ontology annotation, biological process: axonogenesis; positive regulation of synapse assembly. The record is from RefSeq and is a predicted model, not a curated record. The transcript has a single exon. NCBI's taxonomy places the organism in Eukaryota, Metazoa, Chordata, Actinopteri, Gonorynchiformes, Chanidae.